Messenger RNA from Betta splendens (Siamese fighting fish), 3778 nucleotides. Its product is annotated as protein NLRC3-like. The record is from RefSeq and is a predicted model, not a curated record. The transcript is spliced from 10 exons. The coding region runs from base 1701 to 3632 and encodes 643 amino acids. Lineage: Eukaryota; Metazoa; Chordata; Actinopteri; Anabantiformes; Osphronemidae.
GGACACCUGCAACAUCCUGGAGCGCAGCUCAGCGUCCUGCUGGACGACCGUGAGGAGGAUUAAGGUAUGGACUUGUUUUAUUUAGUGCUCGGACGUGAGUGAAUCGGCCAUUACGUUUUGGGUCUCAACGCUCACGAGCCACGCAUCAGGCCUGCAACGGUUUGGUUUUCAGUUGGUUUAAGUGGACUUUGAAAUCAAUUGCAUAUUUGUGGCACUGUUAUGUAAGUGUACUUUAUGUUGUGCGUAAGAUUUUGCACUGACAGGGUUAAGUUGUUUUUAAUUUACUUUAUUUAAUGUACAAUUAAAGGGGGAAAUUUUAUUUUUCUACAGUUAUGUUCCCUGGUGGUUUGUGGUAAACAACUGUGCCUUAAGAAGUCAAGAGCUUACAUUACUACUGAAAUUAUCCAGGACAAAACAAUUAUAAAAUAGGAACUCAGGGCCCUUUCUACUCCAAGACACAGUAGACGGGCUACACAAGUCUCUCAUGAGCUUCUUUAUUACAAAUUCCCACCACAGUUGAUAAAUAGUUCUGUUGCUCACAUUUCUUGAUCUUUCUGUGAAUCAAUUGACUUUAUUUGAAGUGUAUAUGUGAGGAGAAGCUUUAUUCAUUGUUCUUCUGACAAACACACUGAUGAUUGAUCAAAUCUCUAUCCAGCCAGUAGCUAAAGUUGAUUCCAGAUUGUGUGCUAUAAUAUAAUAGACAUUUCUUAAUUCUCAAGCAGUAAAUGACAAACACCACAAGCUAUGUAACCUUUACUUCCAACUGUAUAUGUUGUAAAUGUUGCUUUUGUUCAUCAAAAUUCUAGUUUUUUUUUUUACUUUUCAGUUUCAUAACCUUUCCACCUCUCUGGAAACACAGGGGGGACACGGCCCCCCCUGGAGUCCCUUCAGGACUGUUGAGUGAUCCAGGAACCAGCAGUGCCCAGGAUUCAAUCAUGAGCACUGGUUGAGAACAGCUGUCGGAGCGAUGGCCAGACACGCUGACAGCAGCUGAAACAAGCAGGAGGGAAGCAAACGUCAGUUAACAGACGAACCACAGAUGAGACAGCGGACAGUAUCCUUAAAGGCACUGCAUGCAGCCUGCUACACACAUGAAGCUAUCUAUGAAGCCUAAGUGAAAGUAAGAAAAGGAAAAGUUAGCGCUGAUCACCUCGAAGGUGAAAAAGCUGAGUGACACACCUGAUGAAGGUGAUCAGCAGGGAGAGAAACCCAGCAGGACAGCGGCCCAGGACCAGGAAUGCCCACCCCUGAUCUACCUGCAGCAUCGGGCCCUGUCUCACCUGGAGUCCUCUGGGAGCACUGAGAGAGUCGUGUUUUUGACCUCUCCAGUGCUUUCAACACCAUCCAGCCAUCACUGCUGAGGAGGAAGCUGGAGGUGGCAGGUGUGGACCAACAUCUGGCUGCUUGGACCAUCAACUCUCCCCUUACUCUCGGAGAGAGCAUCAGUAGAACACAUUUACACCCUUAAAGGGAGAAAGACAGGUUCCUUUUGUAGUUCUGACCUCUUCUUCCUGUGACCAAAAGUACAAAGUCUGUGUGGUGGAAAGUGUGAAUUCAUGAGUCAGUGUGAGGACAGAGAGGAGGGAGCCCUGCCCUCUAAAACCAGUCUGCGUGAAGACCAUAAGAGCCAGAACAAAGCUCAGAGGUUUCAUCAGAGACAAGAAUCUGCUGAACUUGGACGUGGACCUUAACCCAGCUGCAUGUCCUUCCAGAGCGAUAGGUCAAAGGACAUUGUUGUUAAUUUUAAAGACCAACAUGCAACCAACAAAGUGGACCAGCAGAGCUCAGAGGUUCCUAGUGCUCAGUCUGUCCAGCAGCACCAAACACACCUGGACUCCAUAUUUAUGCUGCUGGAGGAAAACAUUGUCACAUUUGUGCAGAAGGAGCUAAAAAAGAUCCAGAAGGGUCUGAGUCCAGAUUACCCAGAAUGCUUAGAGAGUCAGAGGGAGAAUGAGGAGGAGUUGGAUGGUGAGGAUGAAGAGCAGAGGAGGAGCAGCAGAGACGCGUUUCUGAAGAUCACAGUGAACCUCCUGAGGAGGAUGAAGCAGGAGGAGCUGGCUGACUGUCUGCAGAGCAGAUCUUCUGCUACACUUUGUCAGGAUCAACUUAAAUCUCGCCUGAAGCAGAAGUUCCAGUGUGUCUUUGAAGGCAUCGCUAAAGCAGGAAAGCAAACCCUUCUGAACCAGAUCUACACAGAGCUCUACAUCACAGAGGGAGGGACUGGAGAGGUCAACGAUGAACAUGAGGUCAGACAGAUUGAAACAGCCUCCAGGAAACCAGACAGAGCAGAAACAAGCAUCAGACCAGAAGACGUCUUUAAAGGCUCAGCUGGAAGAGAUGGAGCCAUCAGAACAGUGAUGACAAAGGGAGUGGCUGGCAUUGGGAAAACAGUCCUAACACAGAAGUUCACUCUGGACUGGGCUGAAGGCAAAGCCAACCAGGACAUACACUUCACAUUUCCAUUCACCUUCAGAGAGCUGAAUUUGCUGAAAGAGCAAAGGUUCAGCUUGGUGGAACUUGUUCAUCAUUUCUUCAGUGAAACCAAAGCAUCAGGAAUCUUCAUUUUUAAACACUUUAAGGUUGUUAUUAUCUUGGACGGUCUGGAUGAGUGUCGACUUCCUCUGGACUUCAACAAGACUAAAACCCUGACUGAUGUCACAGAAUCCACCUCAGUGGAUGUGCUGCUGACAAACCUGAUCAGGGGGAACCUGCUUCCCUCUGCUCACCUCUGGAUCACCUCACGACCUGCAGCAGCCAAUCAGAUCCCUCCAGGGUGUGUUGACAUGGUGACAGAGGUCAGAGGAUUCACUGACCCACAGAAGGAGGAGUACUUCAGGAAGAGGUUCAGAGAUGAGCAGCAGGCCACAACAAUCAUGUCCCACAUCAAGACGUCACGAAGCCUCCACAUCAUGUGCCACAUCCCAGUCUUCUGCUGGAUCACUGCUACGGUUCUGGAGGAUCUGCUGGAAACCAGAGAGGGAGGAGAGCUGCCCAAGACCCUGACGGAGAUGUACAUCCACUUCCUGGUGGUUCAGACCAAAGUGAAGAACAUCAAGUAUGAUGGAGGAGCUGAGACAGAUCCACUCUGGAGUCCAGAUAGCAGGAAGAUGAUUGAGUCUCUGGGAAAACUGGCUUUUGAGCAGCUGCAGAAAGGAAACCUGAUCUUCUAUGAGUCAGACCUGACAGAGUGUGGCAUCGAUAUCAGAGCAGCCUCAGUUUAUUCAGGAGUGUUCACACAGGUGUUUAAAGAGGAAAAAGGGCUGUAUCAGGACAAGGUGUUCUGCUUCAUCCAUCUGAGUGUUCAGGAGUUUCUGGCUGCUCUUCAUGUCCAUCUGACCUUCAUCAACUCUGGAGUCAACCUGCUGUCACAUUUUAUGACGAAACAUGAACAUACACCGUUCUACCACGUUGCUGUGGACAAGGCUUUAGAGAGUCCAAAUGGACACCUGGACCUGGUCCUCCGCUUCCUCCUGGGAUUUUCUCUUGAGAAAAACCAGUCAUUCUUACAAGGUUUGAUGACACGAAUGAGAAGUAAUUUACAAACCAAUCAGAACAGUUCAAUAUAUCAAGAAGAAAAUUACAGAGUUUCCUUCUGCAGAGAAAAGCAUCAACCUCUUCCACUGUCUGAAUGAGCUGAAUGAUUGUUCUCUAGUAGAGGAGAUCCAACACUAUCUGAAAUCAGGAAGUCUCUCCACAGAUAAACUGUCUCCUGCCCAGUGGUCAGCUCUGGUUUUCAUCUUAUUGUCUUCAGCAAAUGAUCUUGAAGUAUUUGAGCUGA